UAUAAUACAAAAGCUAGUACUUCAUCUUUCUAUCUCCCUUUGCCAGUGACUAUUACACUCUAUAGGGCAUAAUCUUAACAAGUUCAAUGAAAUAUCAUCGUCGCUGAUUUUGAUAAGGACCGUCGCUAGUGUGUACGAGGUGGUAAAAUCUUCUGUUUGUUCAACUGUAACUUAUGCAAGUAUCCGGAAGGCUAAGUCGCCAUUCAAGAGGAAUAUUCUUCCUUCAGACUUCUUGUAAUUCCUUUCAAUUCUUUUCUAUCUAUCUUAUCGUCAGUUUUGACAAGGUAUUUCUUACAAAUGAUGCAUCAAGCCCAUUUGCAAUGCUCCUUGUGUGGCUACGGCUGUGGUGAAAUACAAUGGACGGCAUUGUUUUGUGCUGGUAAGUUAAUUAAUAGUCCAGAAUGAUUAAUUUACUGAAACAAUUGCAUCUAUAGUACUGCGAACUCAAGAUGAGGAUAUGGUUCUUACCCAUCCAAAAUAUACCUCACCUUCCAUCAGCUUCCGCCUUAUAACAUUUCCUUAUACAAGCUCUAAAAAUUCCAAUCAUCGAGAGAUCAAGGUUUAUUGCCAACGAAGAAUUCUUGGCAGUUUCAAUUGCUUUCUCGUUCACCAUGUUUGUCUUCAAACCUUGCAAGACAUACUAAAGAUGGAUAUACCACCUAAAGUUUUAUUUGCGUUUUGCCAAGCUUUAACAGAGGAUUGGAUAAGAAAGGAUGGCGCAUCAAGAUAUAAGAGUCAAUCUUUAGGUGGAGUUACUAAACCCUUUAUAAAAUACAUUAUCUAACUAUAUUAUAGCCAAUUUCGAUGUAUCUACUCCAAUGUUCAAAAUAUUACCACCAUCGGAAAAUAACCCAAAUCUCAAUCACGAAUCAAAAAUCGAUAAACUACCGUUAGAAAUAAUAUGGAUGAUUUUACACUAUCUUGACUCAAAAUCGCGAUUCAGCUAUUUCAUCUCUAAUCGAUUUGCAUUAUCAUCAUCUACACAAUAUUCUCCUUGGCAACUUCUUCUCUCGUAUACAAAUUCAAUCUUAAAACAAUCGAUAACGAUACAAGACAUGGUAAUCUUUGCUCAUCGUAUAUUUGAUGAUAAUGAUUAUAUUGCUUUGGAUGGGUUAAUGUCGUGGAUACGAAUAUUGAACCAUUUGGCAUCUAUUUUGAAAGCUCGAUAUCCAUUAUACUCUUCGUCUUUCUGGAUCCCUCCUAAACCAAUCGAUAAUUUGCCUCAAAAGCAACAUUUCCCACUUGGACCUCGACAAAUUACAACACACAUACCUAAUGUACUUACAGGAUUUAAGGUGUAUUUAAUUUCAAUACACGGUCAAAAAUAUGUCUCUGGUUUAGAAGGUAUACCAUCUAGUACCCAGAUAUCCAUUGGAGUCUGCCAUGGUAUUUCAUACCACAUCUACUUUCGAACAAACCAAAUAUCCAGUCUCGGUUUCGUUGUUGAUCCGUUGGGUAUACGCAGUCUUAAAUUCGGCGAGUCUGGAUGGUCAUCUGAGGUUCCUUCUACUUUGAAUUGGUUCGAAGGUAUUAGCAUCAAUAAUGAUUCGAACAAUCAAUUAGUUGUUUUUACAGAUGUGAGCUUUUAUGGUUUAGUUCACUUAAACAAUUGCUAAUUCUCCCAGGCUUUAAAAUUUCGACAAAUCUACUGGCAGUACAACUCGAAUACCAGCUUAUCCUUCCCUGAAACUAUCAUUAUGAAGCCCUUUCAAAUGGGAGUAUUAUCGUCAGAGUAUUAUAUAAAUCGAGGCAAUGUUAGAAUGUCUUCUUAUGGAACACAUGAGGUACCAACGGAAUCGGUAUUCUUUGAUGAGGAUGUGUUUGCGAUAUCUGUGAGAUUGCAAGAUGGCGUUGGGGUUACUGGUGUUUGUGUGCAUUCAACGACAAGGUUGCAGACUAUUGGAAAACCCAAUGAUGAGUCAUCAAUAUAUUUCCAAAUUCAACCUUAUAAAGAGAAAAUUGAUAAAAUUUGGGUAUGGAAUUUCCCAGGGUUAUAUCUUACAGUAUGUUAUAUCUUCUAUUUUUAUUUUAUAAGGGCAAAAAUAACAGUUUUUUAGAUCCAUACCACCUUAGGUCGAUCCCAAUAUUUUGGUGCGACAGGAGGCCCAGAGUCUACAGAUACAUACAAAAGUUUCCAGCCAUCGCAAGGGCAGUUUAUACGAGGCUGCUAUUUUUGGUUCUACGCCCUUGCUAUUGAAUGUUUUGGUAUUGUAUAUUAAAAUUUCAAUUAGGAUCAUCACAAUCUGUUAGUUUGAAGCAACACCACAGCAAGCACUUAGAGUUGACGUAUAAGGAUUAUCAUUUAUAUCAAUGGUUGAACAAUAUCUCCUUUACAUUUGCAUUAGAGCAUAGGGAAAACCAUAGACAAGGGUAGAAAACCUAUGUUAAGGAGUCUGAGAAAAAAGUAUCACAUCAUCUUAUCCCA
This is a messenger RNA of Sclerotinia trifoliorum, 2425 nucleotides long. The record is from the annotation of a GenBank genome assembly. NCBI's taxonomy places the organism in Eukaryota, Fungi, Ascomycota, Leotiomycetes, Helotiales, Sclerotiniaceae.